Halichondria panicea is the source of this 1138-nucleotide messenger RNA. RefSeq lists its product as uncharacterized. NCBI's taxonomy places the organism in Eukaryota, Metazoa, Porifera, Demospongiae, Suberitida, Halichondriidae. Bases 114 to 929 code for a protein of 271 amino acids. The record is from RefSeq and is a predicted model, not a curated record. The transcript is spliced from 7 exons.
UUUUGUGGUUACCACCCACAUGAAGAAAAACAUCAAGAUCCCUAAAAGGUCUGUAGCGCUUUAUAGGCUUAGUUAGCUAGUUGAAUAUCUGCAGUCACCCAGCCCAGACCAAAAUGUCAACAGAGGACCCACUUGAGCUCGUCCCUUGUCCCUUUGACCCUGUCCAUAUGGUGCAGCGCAAAAGAAUGCAGUAUCAUAUCAUGAAAUGCUCUAAGAACAUGGACAUGAGGAAGUUUAGGACCUGUCCAUUCAACGCCCAGCACAUUGUGGUUGUCGAAGAAUAUGAGCAUCACGUGAAGACAUGUGAAGGAAGGGCAGUGGUGGAGAAGGAGAUCAUAUACAGGCAAAAUGCCAGUAACCCAGAGGUUGUCAUGGCUACUGGUCAUCUGUACGUACCCCCGUCCAACUUUGUGGUGCCAGAGACAACCGAAUGUUGGGACGACGAUGACUGCACUGUGAUGGUAGGGUCCUCAUCAUUUGGUCCUCCUCGUCAGCCCACCCCCUCCAAGACACAACAGCGUCCCAGAGAGUCCAGUACACGACUACCAAGGAGAGUAGGGAUGGGAGAGAACGAGAGGACUGCGGUGUUUGACUACUCGGCUAGGACCAAGCCGGUGGGAAGGGGGCGUGGUAGAGGGCGUGGCCUGGCAGCUGUGUCGUACAGCAGGGGACUCCAGUUACCUCCGGCAUUGGAGACCUCGGCCAGUGAAUUAGACACACAGACUGAGACAGCCACCGAGAGUGAGGCCACGCCUGAGGAGAAGCGUAUGAGGGACAUCAGGAAACUCAAGAAAAUGUUAAGACAGAUUGAGAAGAUAGAGGCCAAGAAGUCAGAGGGUAGGGUGUUGAACGCAGACCAGGAGGACAAGUUGAGCAAGAAGCCGAAUGUGCUAGAUGGACUCAGUCUCCUCGAGAAUGGCCCCCACUAAACACUCUAUUGACUAACAUUGCUGCUUUCUAUUUAUCUAUCCCGCUUGUUUUUCUAUAUUAUCUAUCAGCAACAACUACAGUAGCUAGUACCGUGUGUUUUGUAUAAUUAGUAUUCCUUAUUUUGAUGUCAAGUUAGCCAUUUAUUUUGUCAUGCAUGUCAACGUGUAAUUAUUUUUUUGUACUCUUUUUUCCAUGCUCUUUUUGCACA